UGUGGUGCAAGAUGUCUCAAAGGAAGAUGCUGCAAAUCUCUACUGGAGCUCUGGUUCUUCUCCUACCCUGGUUUGGUGGACUGGUCAUCGGAGAGAUCAGCCAAGACUUCUCCCAGUGUCUUAAUUUCUUUUACAAUGAAACUCCACCACAGGGUAUUGAUGUAGCUGGAUAUGUUCCAAUAUGCCAGCGCCACAAAAACCAGUACCAUUUUGCCAGUUUGUAUCACCGGCAGCAUCGCGCACCUUUAUACUCCGCGUACAUACUCAGCCCUGCAGAUGGUAAACGACCCAAUUCCACUUGGAUGUAUGAACCACAGUUGGCGUUUUCUCGUGCCAGCCCUGAGAUGAAAUCUUUUGCCGCCUCCAUCGACCAGAAUGUGAUUGAGAGCCAGGCAGUGUUUAAGGACUACAAGAACUCCAACUACACCAAAGGCCAUCUCAAUCCCAGCAUGCAUCAGAAGACAAAAGAAGACCGUGAAGCCACCUUCACCCUGACGAACAUUGUCCCUCAGCGGAAAGGCUCCAACUCUGGCCCCUGGAAUUUACUAGAGAACCAAAUGUUAAGAAAAUUCAAGGCCUUCUGCAGAGGGCCGAUGUACGUGAUCACCGGGGUCAUGCCUUAUGAGUCUGAAGCUCGCUGGAUCAAUAAUAGGGUGUCGGUCCCUGAGUACAUGUGGUCUGCGUACUGCUGCCCAUCUUAUAAUGACACCCUUCCUGAGUCUUUGCAGCCAUUUUUCCCCACAUAUGCAGCAGUGGGGAGAAAUGAUUGCAACAGUGGAGAGGAGAUUGUACCAGUUAAUGCUAAGGCAAAGGCUUCUGUUCGGGGCUAUGAUGUGAGGAAGAUGUCUUUAAAGACCCUGGAGGGGUACCUGGCACAAAGGCUGGCCAUGCCCAUCAGUCUGUUUGAUGGACAGUGUCAGUAAAAAAGACCAGAGCUUUUGAUUCUUAUUGAAAUCCAGGUUUAACAUUUGCCCUGUCUGACCAGAUUCAAAUAGCCUUGAGUCUUUCCCCCCAUUCCUAAUAAACUCCCCUCUUUGUAAUACUGAAUGAGUGUUUGAUCACCCAAACAUGAUAUUGUCUCAUGAUGGUUUGAAAUAUUUUUUUUCUG
Molecule: messenger RNA, 1108 nt
Organism: Scomber scombrus (Atlantic mackerel)
Lineage: Eukaryota; Metazoa; Chordata; Actinopteri; Scombriformes; Scombridae
Product: endonuclease domain-containing 1 protein-like
Exons: 2
Coding region: 12-923 (303 amino acids)
Molecular function (GO): metal ion binding; nucleic acid binding; hydrolase activity
Source: RefSeq, a predicted model, not a curated record